Messenger RNA from Nannochloropsis gaditana CCMP526, 3393 nucleotides. RefSeq names its product uracil-DNA glycosylase (gene UNG). The coding region runs from base 1 to 1782 and encodes 593 amino acids. Gene Ontology annotation, molecular function: uracil DNA N-glycosylase activity. Gene Ontology annotation, biological process: base-excision repair; base-excision repair, AP site formation via deaminated base removal. Gene Ontology annotation, cellular component: nucleus; mitochondrion. The transcript has 3 exons. The record is from RefSeq and is a predicted model, not a curated record.
AUGCCUGAUGCCAUCUCUGCUUACGUUUUUAAUCGGCUGCAGUAUCACAAGCUGAUGAUGACAUCUGACGAUUCUUUACGGUCCCUCUCUCGGAAAACAAUGCUGGCGAACGGCCUGAGUAGUCGACGCACAGUCAUUGACUCUGGUGCUACUGCUGGUAAGCUAGCGGCGGCCUUGUUUCUCACACAUCCUUCGGCUGCACAGGCUCGUAUAAAGGGAGCCGCCGAAAUUGAUGCGGAAGCAUAUUUUCAAGAUCUCUUGAAAGGUAAUCCGCUGACGGGGGGAAUUGAGCAAUCUGCAAUUGAAAUUCGACCUGCUCGGGUGCUCGACAAAGAGUUCGCGACAUUUUUGGACAAAACAACAUUAAAAUUAUUAAGUGAAACGUCGGGCGUCUCUAUGGAAGGUGUGGAGAGGGAAGUAGCUGCUUUCAGACAAGCUGUGGAGCCAGGAUUUCAACGACGGGCGCCCUUUCCGACGGGCGACUUGAGCAAUGAACGGUGUUUCGACUGCUAUUCUUAUGCCGAUUUCCGUGUCGCGGCAAAGCUCAUCCCCAACCUGCGCGCCCGAGCCACUUUCGUCCGUCAGCUGGGAGAGACUGUUCUUGGUAAAAUCUUUGAGGGUCAAAGGGCAAUCGAUGCAAAAGCCGUGCCUCGAACGUACGAUGCGCAAAAAGAUGGGUUGGAAGAGGCACUAACCGGGCUUAGCAGAAUUCUUGCUUACAUGAAAUUGAAAGGCUUUCUGAAAGAUUUCCGGGUGAACGCCGAUGACUACGACCGAGCCUCCUGGGAUGAAGGGUUCAGCCUAGAGGUGCUGGUAACGGUCAUAGAACCAGCGACAUUGGGAGGAAACGUUCAAUUCACCGGGGAAGGGUUUCUUUUUCAUCCGGACUACGUCGCUGAAACCUUGCUGGCCUACUUGGCACUUUGUGGUGUACGGAACGCAAAAGCACUCCAGCCUCCCGAGAAGAAAACGGCUUGCGGAAAAAAAAUCGAGGUUACCGCUGCAUCGUUGGCUUUUGCUGCUCCCUUGAAGUCCUCCCCUACUCCAUCGCCCUCUCCUUGUCUGCCACCGGCCCUGACAGCCCAUCCCGUGCUGCAGUCUCUCGACGCGAUGGACGAUGGUUGGCGUCACUUUGUCGUAUCUCAGGCUGGCAAACCCUACUUUUCGCGGCUUCUUGCAUUCCUUUCGCAAGAAAUUUCUAGUAGGCAAGUUGUGUAUCCACCCUAUCCCUUAGUGUUCUCUGCCUUAACCCUCUGCCGCUGGCUGGAUGUCCGGGUAGUUAUCAUAGGCCAAGACCCUUAUCAUGGACCGAAUCAAGCGCAUGGGCUGGCAUUUUCAGUGCUGCCUCCUACGCAGCCCCCUCCGAGCCUCAACAACAUGUUCAAAGAGGCGAUGGAGGACGUCAGCGGAUUCACUAAGCCCUCUCACGGAAACUUGGAAGCCUGGAGCCGGCAAGGUGUCCUUUUGCUCAACACGGUGCUCACAGUUCGUCGUGGGCAGGCCAAUUCGCAUAAGGGUAAAGGAUGGGAAACGUUCACGGAUGCUGUGAUCAAGGAGCUGGACGUGAAGAAGAAGGGGUUGGUCUUUGUUUUAUGGGGGAAGCCUGCGCAGGAAAAAUGUAAAAGCAUCAAUCGCGCAAAGCAUAGGGUCAUCCGAUGCGCGCACCCCUCACCGCUCUCCGCAACCAAGACAAACGCACCAUUUAUUGGAUCCAAAAGCUUCUCGCGGACAAAUGCUGCACUUGUGGAACUUGGAAAAGAGCCGAUCGACUGGCGCUUGUGAUCCAUGCGGGCCAUAAGGCUCUCAAGAUUGAGGACGUGGCCGAAGGCCGUCGCACAAUGUAGCCAAGCUUGCCCAGGCUCUGCAGAGCGCGAGAUUUAUCCAGGCAGAAAGUUUUGGUUGGAAUACGUUCUACGUUGGACAGGGCAUGCGGGCCGUCUGUACAGAUAAUGGGGGGCACAGUCUGGGAGGCAUGGGGCUCGGCUCAGGGAUGGCGCAAGGAACGGAAGAGGGGCUGAAGUUCCGUUUGACGUUACGUUACAUGAUGACUUACAAAUAUGACUUUUGACAAGCUUUUUGGACUCUUUGUCAAAUGUCUGUUGCUCUCCCUGGAAGAGCGACCGCGACCGAGGCGGCGAUAUGAAGAACGUAUACUUAGUUCUCUCACACAUACAUGCCUCACAUCUUCCUUUUUAUUUUACAUCGAGCCAUCACGUCUUCUCCAAUUUUCUGGUUUACAGUUUUGUGCCUAGCUAUUACUGUGACAAUGGACUUGUGAUACCCAUGAACGUAUUUCCCUCCUCCAACCCGAUCUCGCUUGUCUCUUUCCCCUCCCCCAUGCCCGCACUCUGGCUUCCCGCCACCUUUCCACACUCGUUCAAAUGUCGAAUCUCCUGUGAAUUCCAUGUCUCUAGGAUAUUGGGUUGAUUUCCUCCACAGUAUGAGGCCACGCCACGCCUAGGGGAACGGGCCCCCGCACAGCCUCUGCUGCUUUUCGCUUCGACGACGCCUUCUUCCUCGUUGACGAGGGCAUUGCCAGUGCGAGCGCAACCACUUCCACUUCCUUGACCACUCUUAUGCCCUGGAAAAUUGCCACUCUGAAUUUUGCUCGACCCCGCGCUUUCCAGGCUCGCAUUUCGGGUCGCAAAGGGCCACAUCCGGCCAGCUAAAGUACCGGAACUGCUACUCCAAGUCAGGAUACAACGCUCAAAUACCAUGCGCCACAAUGGCAGCGAAAUAAAGACGGCUCCCAUUGCUGCCAUCACAAACAUAGAGAGCCCCAUAUGAACAGAGUAGCCAUCCUGGAGCUCGCGGUGGUCACGAAGGAAAGCGAGAACCAGAAGAUUCCAGGCAGCCGCACUGCCGAUACCGCAGACUCCAGCAAAGAGGAAGAUGUUCCAGACCCAAGCCGCAAGACUAUAAACAUGCUGCGGGCGGAUCCAUGAGCUCCCUAUAACCAGAAAGAGUAGCAGGACGCCAGUAUAUCCCAUGCCCAAGCUCAACAAAGCUGUUAUUUGCGAAAUUCGCCACCAAACACAUUUUUCCGUUGAAUACAUGGGACCUAGACCAUUACAAAAACGAGGAGUUGAUGAUUCUCGAACUUCUCCAACAUGAUAUAUUGUCUCAAAAAGCCCUAUGUGAGCAUCUAAGGUGCUCUGAACGUUUGCAUCCUCUACGGUCCACUCCGGCAGGAGAACAGCAGCCAAGCCCAAACCCCAAGCCAGAGUGGCAAUGAUGAAAGUUGCCAAAAAGACGCGUUUGGCAGUAAUUUGUUUAAGUCUUGAGUUAGGAGACAGCCACGAUGGCGAGCAGGUUGACAGGUGCUGGGAAGGUCGCGGCAUGAGCGCACCUGCGAGAGGUUUAUGUGGAAGCAAAGCCCGGGCUGCUUGUACU